ACUGCAGUAACUGUCGUGUUACACUGAAGCAAGAUGAACGCUGUGUUGUGUCUGGUCAUUGGCUUCAUCCCAGUCGCGUAUGCAGGAAACGGCGAUUUCAGGCAUCGUUUUGAGAGACAAAUAACACUGGAAGGUUUACAGGCACGGGAACAUCCCUCCAGCAUACAGACAUCUCUUGAUGAAAGGACCUGUGCUGGUCUCUGUGCCCAGGACGGACUCUGUGCUGCUGUCACCUACCUUGGUGGAAACUGCAACAUGUACAGAUCUACUCUCACGUCAUCUGCGAAAUCAUUCCCUGGAGCCAAGCACUUCAUCAAGGCAGGAGCGCUUCCUGAUCCAGACCCAUGUCCUGUAUCCAGGGGCUACACGUCCGUGUUGUCUCCCCGGCUGUGUUACAAGUUGAUAUCAAUCUCCAACAACUAUGCUUCUCAAAAUGAUCUGUGCCAUUCUGAAGGUGGCCGCCUUGUCGUCCUCAACAGUCAGGAGAAACAGGAGUUCAUGAGCUCAUUCCAGAGUCAAGCGCAUGUGUCAGACCUUCUCUGGGUUGGAAUGCAGCAAGUCAACAAUGUGUUUAUCUGGGAGGACAGUUCAACUUAUGUCUGGAAGUGGGCACAUGGCGAACCUGACAACGUAAGCAAUCAGAACUGUGUACGUUUGACCAAUAGUGGAAUGUCCGACAGACAAUGCAGCAGAAAUCACGCAGCUGUCUGUGAGAUACCUCUAUAAAAUCGGAGAUAGCAAUGAGAGCAGUGAGAAAUCAUAUUGAACCAUAUAUGAGACUGCAAGAUGCCAACCUCAUGCUGAGAGAUACAGUAAUGUCUAGUAUUGCCUGAUUAUUAAGUUUUAUUCACAAAUUGUCGGUGUGGGAGGUUCUGGAAAGAGAUUUUUUAUGACCACUGGAGUGAAGAUUCAGUUUAUGUGAUGAUGUCCAUUACAAAAUUUAAAAAGUGUUUACAUACAUGUACGUAAACAUGUAUGCAACAACAUCAUUAAAUAAACUAAAAUCAGCA
Messenger RNA from Haliotis rufescens (red abalone), 1010 nucleotides. Its product is annotated as C-type lectin lectoxin-Lio2-like. Lineage: Eukaryota; Metazoa; Mollusca; Gastropoda; Lepetellida; Haliotidae. The record is from RefSeq and is a predicted model, not a curated record. Bases 34 to 726 code for a protein of 230 amino acids. The transcript has 3 exons.